Anneissia japonica is the source of this 8468-nucleotide messenger RNA. RefSeq lists its product as uncharacterized. Gene Ontology annotation, molecular function: lipid carrier activity. The annotation marks the transcript as partial. The record is from RefSeq and is a predicted model, not a curated record. Gene Ontology annotation, biological process: lipid transport. The transcript has 35 exons. Lineage: Eukaryota; Metazoa; Echinodermata; Crinoidea; Comatulida; Comatulidae.
UCUGCCAUUUCAGGUUUAUACUUUAUACAGUCAAGAUUUCGUAAGAAAGCCUAAGGCUUUACUUCGAAAUGGGACUGAAAUUGUUUAUAGUUUUGGCUGUGGUCAGCAGUUCGUUUGCUUGGCCAGCAUGGCUGAGCACAUCAGAACAGUGCGGCAAAACCUGUAAAAGUAUGCCAGGUUACGAAAUAAACAAGAGAUACACCUAUGACUACAGUGUAACGGUUUCGUCAUUGGUUAAUGGGACAUCUGAUGAUGACUCUAGUGUUGUUCUUAACUGCAAAGCAGCCAUCGAGGUUUUGGACAAUUGUGAAAUGGUGUUGAAGGUUUCUGAGGUGCAAAUCGAAGAGAAGAAUCAAGGCGGUUCAUUUUCUACCUCAAAAAAUAACAGAUACCUCAAAAUGUCCUUAAUGGAUUACGAUUUACGCUUUAGUUAUGACGAGGGUCUCAUUUCAGCGGUCUGUCCCGAUGAUGAAGAGAAACCCGAGAUGUUAAACAUCAAGCGUGGUAUCUUGUCUGCCUUCCAGGGCACCUCACUGCAAGUGAUGGAUGGUUCAGAACCAGAACUGACCACUAUCGAGACUGAUGUUACAGGUAUCUGCCCUGUUCAACUAAAGAAAGUUAGUGACGAAAAGACCAUCAAGUCGAAAAAUUUCUUGGGUUGCAAGGAACACGUCAAGAUAGAUUCAUCCGUCCAGGCCACUCAACUUCUACCUCAUGCGCCAACCAUGAAUAUUCUCAACAGUAGUCAAGUCUGCGAACAACAGUGGACAAAUAUGCAGCUUCAACGUGCACUGUGUCAAGAAAAACACCUUGUUAUACCGUUUUCCAAAGGAGGAAAUGGUGCCCUUACCACCGUUGAACAAUACAUGCAGAUUACAGAUAUUGAAACCAUAGCAGCAGCAUCCAGCGAACGUAUCAAUAAGAGGACUGAUAUACUCUUUGAACAUGUAAAGAAGGAGGAUUCGAUUGCCAAGGAACAGUUGUUAAAAACGCUUGACGAUGUUUGCUCAAAGAGCGCGUCAGAGAUUCCACCAGAAGCUGCUGAGUUGUUCGCAAAGGUUGCGUUCCAAAUGCGCAAACUUGAAAAGGAACCACUUAAGCAAGUUGUGAAUAAUGUUCUUGACGAUACUCUAUGCAAUGGCCGUCUCUCAUUCAAGAAGUUUGUAGUAGAUGCACUCCCAGUUUGCGAAAGCACAGCUUGUGUCGGUGUGAUGACUGAUCUUAUCCGCGCUGGAAACAUGACACAAAAAUUGGUAGAUGCAUGGAUCAUGUCUUUCGCAUUUUUGCGCCAUCCAUCUGCUGAUAUGAUAAAUGAUCUCACGCGCGACAACAUGCUCUCCUUGUUUAAAGAUGAGAGAGAAGACAGCGAGAUUAGAAUCGAAGCAUUCCGUGGCGCCAUGAAAUGUUUGGAUACCGACAUGAUGGACAAGAUUAAAAGACAAAUGGCUACAGAGACUUCUGAUCAAGUUGGCUCUUAUGUGUGGAGUUUCAUGAAGAAUUUGAAUGAGAGUUCAGAUCCCCUGAAGCAAGAACACCGUGCAAUUGUACAGGAAAGCGGUCUCCUCCAGGAAUUUCCAAUGGAUCCAAGGAAAUUCUCCCGCAAUAUGGAAAUUUCUUAUUUCAAUGAUACCACCGGCUUGGGUGCUACCAUUGAAAGUGAUGUUAUCUUCUCACCCAAAUCCUUCGUCCCUCGUCAAGUUUCGAUAGAUUCCAAGCUUGACCUCUUUGGUUUCUCUAUCGAUCUUUUGGAGGUUGGCGGUCGUGUUGAAGGCAUUCAGUACUUGCUUGAAUCAUUGGUUGGACCUAAUGGGUUUUUCCAAGACAACGGUCUGAUGGAUCUUAUCCAGAGCCGACCGAGACGCCAAAGACGUGCCAACAUCAGGGAUAGCACGUUGAACAAUUUGCUCGAAAACUUCGAUAUACAAGCCGAAGAUAUGCUUCAGGGAUCUGUUUACUUCAAGGUGUUUGGUAACGAACUUGGAUUCGCCGACUUGAGUAAACUUAGCGAGUGGACACCAGAGAGUGGAUCGACAAAUAUUCUUCAGCACCUUAUGAAACUUACAAUGGAGCUGGCAAAGGAGAAAACCAUUGAAUACAGUAAGAAUAUGAUGUUGAUGGAGGUAUCCAGUGAGGUACCAUCGUGUGCUGGCCUUCCAAUCAAGAUCUCUGUCAACGGCAGUGCCUCACUUCAAAUGAAGGCAUCAGGCAAAAUGGAUGUCCGGCAAAUAAUGGUGAGACCGCGCAGUUUAGAUAUUACCGGAAAGGUUGAGCCAAGCGCGGCCAUUGAAGUGAGCACAGUUAUGGAAGUCGAUUUUUUCGUUGCACGAACAGGUGUACAACACGUUGCUCGCGCUCACACCUCCACGUCACUUGAGGGCAGUGUUGUGUUGACCAAUGGCAAGGUAUUCAACUUGAAUCUGAACGUACCGGACAAACGACUAAACAUUGCUGAUGUAAAAUCUAAUCUGUAUUUGAUCCGCAUGGAUGAGAUGAUGGAAAUUCAAGGAAGCCCAGAUACCCAAAUGAGUUUGGACAUGUGCACUGGUGCUAAAGUUGAACAGUAUUUCGGUGUCGCUCUUUGUGGUGAGGCCAGUUUCCCAAGUACUAUCAUGAAGCCAAACAGUCCACGUUUCCCAUUGUCUGGAAAUCUUGACAUCGAACUAUAUUUGGAGAAACGAGAUGUGUCCCUUACUAAGUACACCAUGGAAGCAUCAUAUGAAAAACAGCAGGUACAGGAGGUUCUAAAUAUUAGAAGUCCUUCUAGCACACACUGGAAUGGGUCACAGCUGUACUUCCUUGGGAUUUUACGGCGUGCAUACUCCGUCGACAUGAAAUUUGAUCGAGGUGAACAGAACCUCACUAUUGAUAUGGUAACUCCAACUAAAACGGCAUCCAUCAGAGCCGACUUUGUCAAGCAACAAUUAAUGCAGAAAAUGGAAACACACUUCUUCCUCGAUGAGGCCCGUGUACUGAAAAUCUUAUAUAAGAUGAACAUGCAACCAGACGUUAAUGCUCAGACAAUGAAGUUCUUACCUACCUUCGAAUUUGAGUUUAAUAAGGACGGAGAAACGAAAACUUACCUUUUCUCAGGAAGUGUAACCAAAUACGAAGCACAAAACCGUACUGAUAUUGACCUUGUCUUCAACAAACCUUCUGAAAACCUCAUCACAUUGUCAGGCAAUGUACAGAAAAAUUAUGGUGUGAAGAAACUCACCUACACCACUGAUUUGAAUCUUGGUGGUCGCUAUAUCAAUGCUAGGAUUGAUGGAGAAGUUGUGAAAAAGGGCAACCUCGUUUCCUCAGAAAUUUCUCUCGAAUAUGUACCAACCAACCAGGACAGUCGAACACUGAAUUUCGCUAUGAAGUUGACCAACAACACAAGCGAGAAAUACAAGAGCUAUGACUUCAUGACCAGUAUGAGCUUUUCCCACAAUCCUCAGUUUAAUUUCCGAAUUGACUCCAGCUCAAAAUGUAAUGCGCUUCAUUCCGAGAGCUCCCUUCGCCUAUGCUACAGUAAUAUUGAUUGCCAGGGUGACAAAAUGAUCGCAGUUGAGCACACCUUUGACCUAACCAAGUCAGAUACCAAUCUGGAAAACGAGCUUGAAAUUAUUCUACGACUGCCAUCCUUCCAGAAGGAGUACCGUGUAACUCAGAGCUUGACACGUAACUUUGAAAGCCCAUUAAAUUUUGUUGUCGAUCUUAACGAAGUCGUUACCACUACUAGUCUAUUCCACACCAAACUUAACUUAAUCAAUGAGGGUACAAUGGAAUUACCAAGAGGCUCGUUUACAUUUGAGGUUGCAUGUCCAUGGAGAGAGGGCCACAUUAUUCAGACAUGGCAUAAAAGUUCAGAAAACCAGAUAUCUGCUACCACCAGUCUGAAAACCGAAACUAAUAGAACCAGUACAAUGGAGAUUAUGUGGGAAAAGAGUGAAAGAGAGGAAGACGAAUACAAAAAGCAUAGCAUUACCGUAAACAUCGCUACACCUGAAGAUACCCAGGUUUCCGUUGAAUACUAUAUUGAAUUUAGCAAUGGAGAAUUUGAUACAGAACUAACCACAAUGAAGAAUACUGACAGAAUUGUUUUUCUGAAGUUGGAAUUAGAAGACAUGAGCGAUAGUCAAAAACUGAAAAAGGAGCUGUCGUUAACUUGCAUGAUUCCUCCAUUGAAGUCAUUGAAGGAUGUCAGUUGGGUAUCAGAACUUGAAUAUAAGAAAGACAGUUUGUUCAACUUUAUCUCAACUCUGUCAGUUCUUCAGAACCGUUUCGUUUUCACCACCAACUUUCGUAACAAGACCAGCGUCGACAAAAAGCACGGUGAAUUGGCUAUAAGUUUUGCAACCCCAGAAAACAAAUUUGAAUUGCUUAGUUCAGCCAAAUUCCGCGGAAAGGUUGUUACAUUUGAAUCAGCUGCCACAUUCACACCAGGAGGACAGGAGGGCAAACGAUUUGCUGUCAGACUUGACUACCAAAAUAACACUGCCGAGACAGAAGUUGGACAUGAAGUCACUCUUACACUUGAAGCGCCAGACCAAAGUGUUUCAGCGGGUUGUUCAUUCAGCCGCAGUGAUUCAUCACUCACAUCCACAUUCUCUGUGACGUAUGCCCCAGGAAAAACCAUUACAAAUACACUAACCUUCAAUGACAGAAGCACUGACUCUCAGAAAAUAUUUGAGGUUGAGUUGAGCACCACUACACCAGAACGUUCACUUGGUUUUGCUUUUACUCACAGGAACACACAAACAAGGUUUAACCCACAUCUGGAGAUUUCACUCACCAGUGGUACUGUGUUCACCACUGACUUAGUUUAUGAAAUCAAGGAGAAUGGCGCAGUAAAGGAUCUCGUUUGGACAUUCGAUCUUCCCGAAGACCAGAACGACUUAAACUUGAAAAUGGUCUUGACUAAUACCAACUCCGGCAAAGGUUUUGAAUUUACUGUCUCGCAGGCUGAUGCCCAAACAGUACGAGUCGACUUCAACCUGGUUCCGAUAAUCACCGACACAGACGCACAGAUUGAUAUUGCCCUCAAUCUUAUCAACACCUACAUUACUGGUUAUGACAUGAAUGUGGACUUCACAUACGACCAGUCUACCGCAUUAAUCUUCGCCGGCACUAACAUCACCGUCAAUGGAAAGCGACAGAUCGAAUUAGAGACUAGUAUGAACGUAGUGUCUUCAACAUCGUACGGUAGAAAGAUUGCUUACAUCUUCAAGAGCAGGCUACCACAACUCACCGAUGAACCUCUUAGAAAUAUGGUAUUCAACUACACAAAUGAAGAAGAGAAUGAAGAUGUUUCUCAACACAUCAUUUUCUUGUAUGAUGAUCUCAGUGACGAUUACAAGGUGCACUUCGAUCGACUCUGCGAGGAACAGAACAUCGGUAUGAACCUCCACCAUCAUGAAGUUCUCCGCCUUAGACAUCCAUAUGACAUGCCGAAUGUUCCUCAAGAUAUGUCAAUAGAUAUUAGACGCGAGGUCAAUGACAUCGAACGAUCCACAAAGCUCAUGUUUGUCAGAAAUGGAUUGACCACCACUGUAGCCAGCCGAUACAGAAACAAAACAAAUGACCAAAAGAUACACCACAUGGCUGAACUAAUCAUAUCCAGACCAGAUGAGCAUGAUAUCACAAUUAAAGGAGUCGGAAAAUUGUUUGACGGUAAUAAAAUGUUCAGUACUGAUAUCGAUGUAUCAUAUAGUAGUGACAAGAAGAAGGACAUAAGCUUCAAGUUCGAUCUAUCUAACAACACUGUGGCCGAGUACACCAGUGAUUACACCUUAGGAAUGGAGGUACUUCACCUCUUCAGCAACAUCGACGUUACACUCGCCUGCUCCUUUACCAAUGACACCGAACGCGGCAGCAUUGGUUUAGAGUCACAGAUCGCUAUUGAUGAUGAUUAUAUCCCGAUUGCCUUAGAAGGAGAAUUCAACAAGCUAUCUAAAAAAUACCAGAUCCAUACAAAUGGACCUCAGCGGGAAAUGUGGUUCCGAGGACAGAUUGUCACGAUCUCGGAGGGCCACUACCGCCUUGACAUGACCAACCAAUACGAUCAGGCUAUCAAGCCUAGUCACCUCAUAAUUAAUCUAAUCAACAAAGAAAUUGAGUAUAAGUUCAUGUUUGACGAGCAAGGUGAGGAAUACUGGAAGGUGACCAUGGGCUACUUUAACGACACAGCUCUUGAGGCUGAUCUAACUCGAAUGAUCCGUGGUCAACUAACCAAUGACGCCCACGUACGUGUAGUACUCACCAGCCCGAAGGUUCUACGUAAUGAGAUCCAUUGGCGCCCAGAAUGGAUUCAAAAUGUUAAUGCUACCGUUGCAAGAUUGCUUUCCAACAUAAGUAACUCUAUGAGUCUUCGCUCUAGUGGUAUACAGCAACGUAUGAACAAAUUCACCGGUCGCCUACACGACAGUAUGAUGGACUUUGUAAGAGAAAAUUCAGAAUACCGCACAAUGUACUACGAACUGGUUGCUGAUCUCGAAAGGAAAAUUGCUGCUUUCAAAAUAAGAAUGAAUGCACGGAAACUAAGCAUGAAGAAUUCCAUUGACGAAAUUAAGACCGAUUUCGUUACUCAAGUAACUCCUUCAAUUGAGAAGAUGAAAGUAGCAAUUAACAGACUGGAGUCCCAAAUUCAAGAACUUAAAUUGGACCUCCAAAUGAAAAUGCAGAUGUGGGCUCAGGCUGCCUCGGCAUCUCUUGCGAACUACAAGGCCCAGUUUGGUGGACGAAUGAUCAACGAAUUCAACACAUUCGCUGAGACAUACAAUAGAAAUCUGAGAAAAGAUGCCACAUUCAUAAAGGUACUUGUAACAGAAAUGAUGGAAGAUAUCAAGGAAAGAGAGAUGGUACAUUUGGACAGACUAAAUACGUCUUUAGCUAAAAAAAAAGAAAUAUUAGGCCAACUAUUUAAGGAACUUGCCGCCAACAUAACAGCUGCUUUUAAGGAGCGCUUCGACGAGAUGAAAUUGAACUUUAAACAAUCAGUUUUCUAUUCCGAUUUGAUGACCUGCUUGCAAGAUAUGCAAAAUAAUGAAAUGGCUGCUGAUAUAAUGGCCGGCGCACAGGAAACGUUGAGUGAUGUCCAAAAUUCCCAGGAUCUGCAAAAGCUGAAAGAGCUGUUCUCAUUUUUGGCUCAAUACAGUAUGCCCAAGGUUGAUGUGUCUAAAAACUGGCUCAAACAAUUAAAGAUCCGUAUGAUGGAAGAAAUCGAGAAAUUGAAGACUCAACUGUACGAUGAGGUGCAAAAAUAUAACAACAGCACAUAUUCUCUUGAGAAAUUCGACAUCGAAAAUGGCGAGAUAGUGUUCCUUCUAUUCCUCCAAGAAGAAUGGCAAUCGCUUACCCAGUGGCCAGAAAAGUACACGCAGGCUGUUGAUGAAAUCUAUGAUACAGAUCAGGAAGAAUAUAUGUCCAAUGUUUACAAACGUCUUCGAGGCUAUAAAGAAUAUAUUCUGGAUAAGGCAGCUCAAAAAAAGAAACUCUUUAGCGAUGUUUAUCUGGAGAGUCUUAAGGAGAAAUGGCAGGAUAGUACUAUAGAUUCUUAUGUUGAUUAUUACAUCCAAAAGACCGAUCGAUUCUGGAGUUGGUUCUACUUGGUCAAGAGACUUAUCCAGCCAAAAAAUCUUAUUCCUCCAUACCAAGCUCACGGCAUGAUUGCUGGCAACGAACAUUACAUGACUUUCGACAAGUCUUACUUCGACUUCACCAACAAGUGCUCUUACGUGCUGGCAAGUGAUUUCAUUGAUGGAAACUUCACCGUUAUCGUUGACUAUGACAGAUCAGAAGAUGUAAAUGAAAAAUCUCUUGUUGUGAAGGUUGAUGACCAGACUAUUGAAAUCACCCCUGAUUGGCAGGUCAAGAAGAACGAUCGUGUGAUUGAACUGCCAGUUCAGUUUAAGAAGACCACCAUCAUCCGUGACAACGGCAUCAUCCGCGUUGACAACACUAAUGGCGUCACUGUCCGUUGCAACCUUCACAGCGAAUACUGCACUGUAAACGUCACCGGCUGGUACUUCGGCAAGACUGGAGGACUGUUUGGCAACUACAAUUACGAAAAGAAAGACGACAUGACCAAAUCAAAUGGCCGUGUCACUAAGAACCUACCAGAAUUCGCUCGUAGCUGGCAGGUCGGCAGAAAAUGUCUUUCUCACGACAACGAUGCAAACCAAUGUAAUACUGAUCCAACGUUACUUGCUAAUGAAAAGUGUGCCAAGAUUUUCCUGGACUUCCGAUCCGAAUUUAGCCGCUGCUUUACACAGGUGGACCGCAACGCAUUUUACAAAAUGUGCGUGAACCAAAUUUGUGGUUUAAUAACUGGCACGGAGAUCCACCAGGGCGUGUGUAACAUUUCAAAUGCCUAUCGUGAGCAGUGUAAGCAACAGGACGUUAUGUUGAAACCUCUGAAAGAUUGCGUCAUGUGCAAAGGUUCCGAAAACCAAGAAUUCAUUCAAAAUGAAAAGGAAACUCCUGUC